AGGAGGAGAGAUCGAGAAGACAGAGCAUGGAGAGUAUUCAUGUAGCGACAGUAGUGUGACACGGUGACUUUUCUCCUCGGCCAUUAUAAUAUCACUCAUCACUAAACAUGGGGAUUAUCAUAUGAAUUUUUUUUUUGUUGUACUUCUCUAUCCUCGCAUAAACUACUCCAAACUUGUCCGCGAUGAACGUGUCUGCAGGGACAGGGGUGUUUGUGCUCUCCUUGAUGUCCAUCCCCAUCUGCUACUUAUUCAACUACCUCAUUCACAACAACAGUGCUGAAGCUUUCUUCUUCGCUGGUUGCAUAACAGUCCUCAUCCUCGCCAUUUCGGCACGUUUUAUACUCAAAAAGAAGGCUCCAGUAGAUCCUGUUUUCUAUGUGUUUGCAGUGCAUGCUUUCCUCAGUGUUGUGAAUCUGAUCAUCGGGUUGGAGCAGGACAACAUCAUUGAUGGAUUUGUGACAUUUUAUCUCAAAGAGGCAAACCCACACAUAAAUACAGCACAUGGGCACAUGAUCUCGUUCUGGGACGGCUGUGUGCACUAUCUCAUGUAUCUGCUCAUGAUUGCUGCAAUUACAUGGGGGGACAGUUACAGAGCCAUUGGACUUUACUGGGUGGGAUCUUUUCUCAUGCGUGCCAUAGUCUACAUUCUUGGGAAUGCUGUGGGGAAAUACGGGACUCACGUUGGUCCUCUGUUCCUCCUCCACAUGCUGUAUAUCUCAGUCACUGUCUGGGCUUGCUUUUGCAUCUUCAGCCAGCCAUCCAUAAGGGAUGUUCAGCUGACGAACAAUCGGGAGGCUGAGAGAAAAAGUUUACUCCACAGACCUCUGGACUUACUGUUCAUCAUCUACCUUAUCCCUGCUUUCGCUUUCUGUGUUUUCAGGGGCCUGAUUGUUCUUGACUGUUCCAGUAAUUGGUGUCAAGAAUACACACGACAAUAUGAACCAUACCUGAAAGACCCUUCAGCCUAUCCUAAAGUGCAGAUGCUGGUGAACAUGCUGUACUCUGGACCAUAUUACAUCAUUACUCUGUAUGGGCUGAUGGUUCCUGGUUGUGAAUGGGUUCCAGACCUGACUCUGGUGCACUCAGGAGCAUUGGCACAGGCCCAGUUUUCUCAUAUCGGAGCGUCUCUUCACACACGGACACCGUUCUCCUACAGAGUGCCUGCUGACAGCCAGCUGGUCUUCUUGCUAGUCAAUAUCCUGUAUGUUCUGGUGCCCCAGGCUUUGUGCUAUCGUUGCUGCACCAGGCCUGCCUUCUUCCUCAGGCGAACACCAGACAAAAAGACUGAAUAACAGAGAGUGCCAUGGAUGAUGAGGAUGCCUGACUUAAAGGGCUAAAGUUUGCAGCUAUUAGUAGUUUUGCAUUUGGAGAGAAUUUGCCUCUAGUCGACUUGAUGACAGUUUAGUGGAUUCAUUGGAAAAAUGACAAAAUGAUCCAGUGUCAGAGUUUGUGUAGUCUUGCAUGAAUGUUAUUUAUUUUAUUUUUUUUGCUUAUUGUGAAAAUGUGAGCAUAAAAAGUAAAAAAGCAAGUUAGCACUGGAAGGCACCCAUUGUAACACAGUAGACAUGCAGUUUUUCUUUAGGACUGUAUGGCAUUCAAACUACUUGACAACACUUAUUUUUGUUGUAUUUUUUUGUAAAGUUUCUUUUUAGGUUAAAAAAAUGCUUUGAUGUUGGCACUGUUCAGUGCCUUUUUGCCAAUUGGUCGGCUAGUAAAAUCAUAAAAUCAU
This is a messenger RNA of Labrus mixtus (cuckoo wrasse), 1729 nucleotides long. Its product is annotated as transmembrane 6 superfamily member 1-like. NCBI's taxonomy places the organism in Eukaryota, Metazoa, Chordata, Actinopteri, Labriformes, Labridae. Gene Ontology annotation, cellular component: lysosomal membrane. Bases 183 to 1292 code for a protein of 369 amino acids. The transcript has 10 exons. The record is from RefSeq and is a predicted model, not a curated record.